Molecule: messenger RNA, 3001 nt
Organism: Diorhabda carinulata
Lineage: Eukaryota; Metazoa; Arthropoda; Insecta; Coleoptera; Chrysomelidae
Exons: 4
Coding region: 355-2604 (749 amino acids)
Molecular function (GO): zinc ion binding
Source: RefSeq, a predicted model, not a curated record
GAAAAUAAUCAUAUUCGGUGACCGAAAAACAAACAUAAAAGUAAAAAAUAAUAAAGAAUUUCAAAUAUAUCAUUUGACAUUAUGAAUAUUUCAGAGUAUAUAUUUUCUUAUAAAGUAGACAUAAACGAGUUUGUGAUUUUCAACUGUUUCUUAUUGAUCAUAAUCAUGGUUAUCUGGUCAUACUGAUUUUGACAUUCGUAUUCCUGUUUUCACAGUCGCUACAUGUCAAUUAGUUUUCCCAUAACAUAAGUUUAAGUUAUAUUGAAUCUCGUCGGAUGCUUUUAUUUCAAAUUCAAAUACUGUUAAGGAAGUUAUUACACGCAAAAUAACUUUUUAACUUUUUAAAUUUUGAACAUGAGUGAAUCAGAUUCAAGUAGCUCCAUUAAUGACGAAAUCAAGAAUGCUCUCCCAUCAGAAUGGAAAUACAAACUUCUCAAAAAAGUUGUGUAUGGUUCACCUAAAAAAUUAGAGAUAUGUAUUAAAGUAGCUUUAUUUUCAACUAAAGAAAUUGAAGCUUGGAUGGAAGCCUUGGAAGAAAAAGUACAAUGUAGUUAUUCCAUAUCUAAUACAAGAAAAUGUGCUGGGGAAAAAGUUAUUUUUAAAAGGCGUCUAACUUGUCAGCAUAAAACAGGAAACAAAAGUACUUAUCCUAAUCUAAAAACAGGUACAAGAAAUACAAAUUGCCCCUCUAGGAUAUCAAUAUCUUUAAUGAGAAUACAAAAAAAAUAUAGAGGAAAGGACCCUCCUGACCCAGAUAUGCCAUGUAUAAUUGAUUAUGUGAUUACCCAUAAUCAUUCCUCAACUCUUUCAGUACGUUAUAGAAGGGUUAGUAAGAGUGUUCAAAAUAAGUUGAAGGACCUGUUUUCUGUUGGAUAUAAUGCAUCAACAGCUCAUGAGUAUAUUAAAAUAGAUUUGCAAAUAAAUAAUCCAUUUAAUUAUGAGGAAUUAUUUGUAAAUCGCAGUAUCUGCCCUGAUAGGAAUUUCUGCCAUAGAUCGUAUAAUUUCUUCACAAGAGAACAUGGCUCAAUUGACUAUACUGACAAAACAUUUUUAAUCACAAGAGUAGAACAAUAUAAUAUUGAAAUGGGGGAGAAAUGUGCAAUGAUUGAAAUAGAUCAAGAGUCUUUUGUUAUUGUGCUAUGUCCUCCGUUAUUCAAAAGGGUUCAUCAAUUUAUAAAAGUUUCAUCUGAAAUUGUAUAUAUGGAAUCCGUUAAUCCUGGAGAUAAUGAUGACAGCAAAACUUUUUUUAUGUCAACUAAUAGCGCAUGCGGUUAUUUACCUCUUGGUGUUAUUAUUACUAGUUUAGAGAGGUCUGAUUUGAUUCUUAGAGGUCUAAAAAUAUUACAAUCAUUAGUAGGUGACACAAUGUUUUACGGUAAUAGGGAAGGCCCCCAACUAUUUGUCAUUGAUGACUGUGAAGCAGCUGAAACAGCUCUGAAUACUUUAUGGCCUCAAUCGGAAGUAUUUUUCUGCAUGUUACAUAUAUUAAAGUCGCUUUGGAAAUACCUACUUUGUUCAAAAAACGGUAUUAACAGAGAUGAAGCAUUGACUUAUUUCAAUCAAUUCAGGCAAAUCAUGAUUGCUCCUACCAAAGAAACUUGUGAUCAGUUGUUUAAAGAAGCAAUUAUACUUGCUGAUAAGUACGAUAAUUAUUUGAAAGUUUUGAAAGCAUAUUGGCAGAGAAAAGAUAUGUGGACUAACGCUUAUCGACACGUUUAUUUGAAUCAUAAUUAUCAAAAUAUACUCUCACUGGACGAUUCUGAGACAUCAUCGUGUUUGAUAAAGCAGUCUAUCUUUCAUAGAAUGAGAUCAUUUAAUGUAAUCCAAUUGUUUGAUUUUAUUUUGACAAAAUUUGUUGACUAUAAUACAGGAAGACUACUGGAUAUAGUAAAAGAUCGCGCAUUAAGAAAUAUGUCAAGAAAUAUACCAGUAAAUAUAGACAAAGAAACAAUACAACAAGUAAACGAAUAUUUAUAUUUUGUUCCUAGUCUUAAGGCUGGAAAUACAAAUUAUGCUGUUAAUACAGAAAUUUUAUCAUGUACAUGUCUCAAAAAUAAUACUGGAUACAUUUGCUAUCAUAUUGGGUGGCUCCUACCAUCACCUCCACCUUUUCAAAAUAAAAUUGAAGAUGCUGAUCUUAAAGAAAUUUUCUAUCAAACUGCUACUGGUAAAAGAGCAUCUAUAGAACCCGAACAUCAAACGUCUGCAAUCAUUUCAAAAGAUAAUGUAAAUGAUCAAGAAAACAACAUACAGAACAGAUCAAGAGUUAUUGAAGAAAUAAUAGUUGUAGGAAAAGAGGUAUUAAAAUUGGAGAUUAUACACAAUGGUGAUGAAAUAUUCAUAAAUGCUGACGGUAAACAUCAAGUUCCUAAUCAAAAUAACGCAGGUAAUAAUUCGAACAUGAGAACUAUAAGGACAGACAGGGAACAGGUAAUCUCCGCAGGGAAAUUUAUUAUCAAUGAACUAUCCAAGUCGUUGAAUUACAUUUUAGAGAAAUCACCAUUUCAAGUAAUGCCAGCAUUACAAAAAUUACUCAAUAAAACAAACAGUAAUUUAGAUUCAGGAGACAAUUUCAUAUUGGAUUGUGAAAAGUACGUUCAAUAGCAUAUAAUAUUUAUUAUUAAUUAUUGUGAGAUUCUAUUCUUAUAAUGACUGACCAAGUGAAACUAAAAAAGUAUUUAAAUAAUUUAUAUUUGAGGGCAUUACGAGUGAAUCCAUAGAAUUUUUAUCACAUUGAUUGCUGUUGAAGCAUUAAAAAAGUGAUAUGAAUAAGAGUGCUGGAAGAUUACGUUCUAUGAGUUCUAUAAGCAAUAAUUGCAUUAAAAAUACUUCCCAACUCUCAUCAUGUGCUUGUUUUUUGGGAGUAUCACUAUAAGUAAUUAAUUCUCAGUCUUUUGCUCCUUUAGUAUAUUAGAAUGUAUACCUUUAUUUCGAGUUUAAUUAGUUCCAUUAAUAAUUGUUGAUUAUUAUUUUGUAAUAUAAUUUAUGAUUAUUUCGUUAA